AUGCUCACCCGAUCGGCUAUUUUGUUGCUAUUGGCGCUUCUCGGUGUCUCCUAUGCUGCUGUGCAGACAGUCUCCGUUGUUGGCCGUUUGACAUGCAAUGGACGACCCUACUCAGGCGCCAAGCUCAAGCUCUACGAUGAUAACACCAUUUUGCCCGACACAAAGCUGGCUCAAGUGAACUCUGACGCGAACGGGAUGUUCCAAUUGACGGGCACCUCAAGCAAUCUCGUCUUCAGCGCGGAUCCAAAGUUCAACAUCUAUCACAGAUGUGGAAUGACGGUGCCAGUCUGCCAGUACAAAUCCUCAUACAAGAUCCCCAAACAAUACGUCAACUCAGGCUCUCAAAGCAACAAUCAAUUCAACGCUCAAACGAUCGAGUUGACAUUGUUGAAGAAAGAUCGUGAUUGCAUCAAU
Mesorhabditis belari is the source of this 414-nucleotide messenger RNA. NCBI's taxonomy places the organism in Eukaryota, Metazoa, Nematoda, Chromadorea, Rhabditida, Rhabditidae. The record is from the annotation of a GenBank genome assembly.